Molecule: messenger RNA, 1647 nt
Organism: Chanos chanos (milkfish)
Lineage: Eukaryota; Metazoa; Chordata; Actinopteri; Gonorynchiformes; Chanidae
Gene: cdc6
Product: cell division cycle 6 homolog (S. cerevisiae)
Exons: 11
Coding region: 1-1647 (548 amino acids)
Biological process (GO): DNA replication initiation; cell division; mitotic DNA replication checkpoint signaling
Cellular component (GO): nucleus
Molecular function (GO): ATP binding; ATP hydrolysis activity; DNA replication origin binding
Source: RefSeq, a predicted model, not a curated record
AUGCCCAGCACCCGUUCCCAGAGCCAGUCCACUCUUCAGUUUCCUAAACGCAAGUCGUGCAGGGUGGUCUCCCGCACCAAAAGUUCACCGCUGACGGAUUCGGAAAGUAAAGUCGACAUCCCGACAACACCCCUCUCUCCCAGAAACGCUGCGCUUCAAAGCCAUGCCCUGUCCCCAAGGAUACCCUUGAGCCCCCGAAAACGCAUAGGAGAUGAGAAUGGCUGUAACCUCCCGGCCAACCUGCAGGGCUCGCCACCUAAGCAGAGCCGUCUUGCAUUGAGCUCACCUCGCAAACUGAAUGAAAACACUCCUGUGUGUGGGUCACCGCUACGUUCCACCCCUUCCUCCCCUAAAGUUCCCCUUUCCCCAAUUUUCCGCCCCUCUCCCAAACGCUCCCAGGAAACCCCAAACCUGAAGCCCCUCCCUGAGAGAAAGGUUCCCGCUGUCCGACUGUUUGCAGAAAAGAAGACCAGCUACCAGAGUGUGAAGCAGGCUUUGCACACAGCUGUACCCGAGCGCUUGCUUUCCCGUGAGCAAGAGCGGGAUUCCAUCGUCUCAUUCCUGGAAAAACACGUAUUGCCUGGCAAGGCUGCCAGCCUUUACAUCUCUGGAGCUCCUGGCACAGGCAAGACAGCCUGUCUCAACUGUGUUCUUCAAGAGAGAAAGGUGUGUCUGAAGACGGUGCAAACGGUGGUGAUCAACUGCAUGACGUUGCGCAGCUCCCAUGCCAUCUUCCCUCUGCUCUCAGAGAAACUGGGGUGCACCAGAGCCCAUAGCGAAGGUCAACUGGAUAAAUUUCUGACCAGUGCAGGACCUACUGUUCUGUUGGUACUUGACGAGAUGGAUCAGCUGGAUAGCAAAGCCCAGGAUGUUCUCUACACCAUCUUCGAGUGGCCCUACCUCCCCAAAUCUCGCCUGUGCCUCAUUGGUAUCGCCAAUGCUCUAGACCUCACAGACCGUAUUCUGCCAAGACUUCAGGCCAAACCACACUGCCGUCCGCAGCUGCUGCACUUCCCUCCCUACACGCGUCAGGAGCUCGCCGCCAUAGUCCAGGACAGACUCUCACAGGCGUCGGGGGAAAGUAUGGUGGAUGCAGCAGCUGUGCAAUUCUGUGCCAGAAAAGUUUCGGCGGUAUCAGGAGAUGCUCGCAAAGCGCUAGACAUCUGCAGGAGAGCAGUGGAGAUAGUGGAGUCCACUGACAGACGCAGCAAAGUAUCUGAACCUGCGGCUGAUAGCAAAGCGUCCCGUGUAAGCGUGCCCCAGGUUGCCAAGGUUCUGUCGGAAGUUUACGGAGAUCGUAUGGCCUCUGGCAGCAGCGGGGAGGGAGAGAGUUUCCCCCUGCAGCAGAAACUCCUGGUGUGCUGCUUGUUGCUGCUUACGCGUAACGGCAAGAACAGAGAGGUUCAGCUGGGAAAGCUGUGUGAGGCGUACAGUAAGCUCUGUUCACAGAGGCAGGUCAGUGGUGUCGGACAGACAGAGUGUCUUUCUCUCUGUACUCUACUGGAGAGCAGGGGAAUCUUCUCUCUGAAGAAGGCCAAGGAGGCUCGGCUCACUAAGAUAUCUCUGAAAAUUGAGGAGAAGGAUGUAGAGAAUGCAUUGAAGGACCGUGCUCUGCUUGGCAGUAUCUUGUCCACGGGUUUACAGUGA